AUGUUCUCCGACACCAACGUACGAGAAGAGCUACGCCGAACGAAGAGAGAGCUGAAACGUCUCCGCUUAGCGUUGCCGAAGCUCAUGAAACCAACAGAACUUCUUCAACGUAUUUUGACCAGCUGCAUCAUGAUAUAUCGUCUCUCUCCAAGUUCACGCGAUACGUUAGGAGAAAUCGAGCGCGACGCGCAAAUUCUAGAGCUUAGAUCCGAAACCUGCGAGCUUCGCUUCCUCUACAUAAGACAGUGCCUCAGAACCCUUUAUGCCGUGGUGCCAAUACUCAUAGCCACCGGAAAGACGUCAGUGGAGAAAUGGGACGCAAUGAUGGAGCUCAAGCAGUACUACUAUGACAAUGAAGGUCGUCGUCAGGACAUGCUCAUACAUCAAGCUACGAUGGAAGCCAUAAUUGAAGACCAGCUGAACUCCAUCAACAACCUCAACGCGGCCUUGAAGUCCACACGGAUCACGUUGAUGAGCGAAGAAAGGACUCGUCGAGAAUCUAGUGAAACAAAAAUAACGGAAUCCAUGAAUGCCGUGAUACAUGCCAUCGAAGAAAUCAAUAGGAAGAUGAAUUCCGCAACCAUUCCUCCACCUGCUAUCCCGGAGGCGGAAGCCAUCGACGACGACACACGACGUCGAAGUCACAACGUCGAGGAAGAAGCCGAACCCAUGGAGAUUUCGAACCAAGUCGACCAACAAGAACGUGAUACAUUGGAAGUGAAAAGAAGAGCUUUGGAAGCGAAGAUCCAGAGAAUCGAGAUGAAAAUCAACUCGUUGCGUAAAGACUUGCCUUGCAACCCCAGAAAGUUCAUCACAGGACUGGACCGAGCCAAGGAAAAGGGAAUGCGGUGUGUAUUUUGCGGGACACCGGGAGAUCACUAUAGCGAUUCGUGCGGAAGAAUCCGGGAUAGUCACACGAGGAAAACUCUGUUGGCGGAAAGCUCCAGGUGCGAGAAAUGUUUAGAGAUCGGUUGUGAUGGUACUGAAACAUGUCAAAAGUAUUGGAAUAAGUGCUUUCACUGCGGCGAGCUGGACCACCAUUCAGCCGUAUGUGAGAAACCGGACGUGGCGCUGAAAAUACUAGAGGAGAUCCACCAACUCAUCGUGGAAAUCAUACGCACAAGGGACAACAUCAACAGCAUCCGGAAAAGGCUAAGAAUGGCACCGUUCCGUACCCUCUUUUAG
This is a messenger RNA of Ostertagia ostertagi, 1185 nucleotides long. The record is from the annotation of a GenBank genome assembly. Lineage: Eukaryota; Metazoa; Nematoda; Chromadorea; Rhabditida; Trichostrongylidae.